Messenger RNA from Ctenocephalides felis (cat flea), 2022 nucleotides. RefSeq names its product nucleolar protein 58 (gene nop5). The record is from RefSeq and is a predicted model, not a curated record. The coding region runs from base 143 to 1819 and encodes 558 amino acids. NCBI's taxonomy places the organism in Eukaryota, Metazoa, Arthropoda, Insecta, Siphonaptera, Pulicidae. Gene Ontology annotation, cellular component: box C/D methylation guide snoRNP complex; small-subunit processome. The transcript is spliced from 6 exons. Gene Ontology annotation, molecular function: snoRNA binding.
UCUCGCAUUUACGGCAAAUGGCCGCAUGCACACAAUUAAAGUGUUAUAGAUUCAUAAACUAUUCAUAAAUGUGUUAAUCCUCGUUACCAAAGUGUUAAAAUAAUCGCCAAUAAUUAUAUUAGUGUCGUGGAAAUAAAUCAAGAUGUUGGUGUUGUUCGAAACACCUGCCGGCUAUGCUAUUUUCAAGCUGCUGGAUGAGAAAAAGCUGAAGGAAUCUGAUAACCUGUAUCAUGACUUCGAGACGCCAGAAUCUGCAAGCAAAAUUGUUAAAUUAAAGCACUUCGAAAAAUUCGCGGACACCACAGAAGCCUUGGCAGCCACAACGGCGGCCGUCGAAGGCAAAAUCUCCAAACCUUUGAAAAAAGUCCUCAAAAAACACGUCGACAAAGACUUGCAAGACCAGCUCCUGGUCGCCGAUGCCAAAUUAGGAAGUGCCAUCAAGGACAAAUUCAGCUUACAAUGCGUCUCCAACACUUCUGUCCAGGAACUGAUGAGAUGUAUAAGAUCGCAAAUGGAUUCUCUGUUGGCUGGUUUGCCUAAAAAAGAGAUGACGGCUAUGGCUUUGGGUCUGGCUCAUUCUUUGAGUAGAUAUAAAUUGAAGUUUUCGCCUGAUAAAAUAGAUACUAUGAUUAUACAAGCGCAGUGUCUCCUGGAUGAUCUGGAUAAAGAGUUGAAUAACUAUAUUAUGAGAUGUCGUGAAUGGUACGGUUGGCAUUUUCCCGAACUCAGCAAACUCAUAGCAGACAAUAUUGCUUAUGUAAGGACCGUAAAAUUAGUUGGCACACGUGAUAAAAUGGCAACAACUGACCUAUCAGACAUUUUACCCGAAGAAGUCGAGGACAAAGUCAAGGAAGCCGCCGAGAUUUCCAUGGGCACCGAAAUUUCCGACGACGAUGUUAUGAAUAUUCAAAACUUGUGCGAUGAAAUCUUGUCCAUCAAUGACUACAGGGCACAUUUGUCCGAGUAUCUGAAGAUGAGGAUGAUGGCCAUGGCUCCGAAUUUAUCGGUUUUGGUCGGUGAUAAUGUUGGUGCCAGACUGAUUGCACAUGCAGGAAGUUUGAUUAAUUUGGCCAAACAUCCUGCGUCGACGAUACAGAUUUUGGGUGCUGAAAAAGCUUUGUUCAGAGCCCUGAAGACCAAGAAGGAUACUCCUAAGUAUGGUUUGAUUUACCACUCGCAACUUGUGGGACAAUCCAGCACCAAAAAUAAAGGUAAGAUGUCCAGGAUGUUGGCUGCCAAAGCAGCCCUGGCUACAAGGCUCGAUGCUUUUGGUGAAGAAACUGGUUACGAAUUAGGAGCCGAGCACAAAGUUAAACUCGAGGCGAGGUUGAGGCUUUUAGAAGAAGGCAAUUUGAGGAAGAUCAGUGGCACCGGCAAGGCGAAGGCCAAAUUUGAAAAAUACCAUUCGAAGAGUGAAGUGAAACAUUAUCCAGCGGCUGCCGAUUUUACAAUAGCCGGUACAUCUGGUAAGAGAAAAUUAUCAGAAUCCGAAACAAAAGCUGAAGUUAAGGACGAAGAUGCUGGAGCUGAAAUUAAAGAGCCUAAAAAGAAGAAAAUUAAGCUCGAGGCCCAAGAUGAGCCCACAGCCGAGGAGCAACCGAAAAAGAAAAAGAAGAAAAUAAAGCAGGAGGCUUCCGAAGAACCUGCUGCUGAAGAAAUGGAAGUCGAAGCUGAGCCCUCCGAGAAGAAAAAGAAAAAAAAGAAGCGACAGGAAGAUCCUGAACAAGUCUUAGAAGAGACGAUGGAGGAGACGGAAGUCCCACAACCUGCCGAGAAAAAGAAAAAGAAGAAAAAAGAUAAAAAACAAGACGAUGAAUAAAUUUUUAUUUAAUUGUUGUUAAAGACAGAGUGAUGAUGGAUAGUUUUAAAGGAAAAUUUGAUUAUUUAUAAUUGAUAAAAGUUUGGAAUUAUCAGGAGUCUAUGUUAAUUAUGGUUAUAUUAUAUAUAACUGUUUUAAAGUUCUCUUCAUUUAAAUUUAUAAUUAUCAGUUUAAAUAGGCUGUAAAUAGUUUUUACAGUGCUG